AUGAGUUUUGACCAUAACUGUAACACUGACUGGAUCUUGGAACGAGGGCCAAACCUGACAGAAGAGAGGCAGAGAAAUCUCACUUUGCCAGUGAACGAGGAUGGAAAAUAUGAAAGCUGCAAAAUGUUCACACCUGCGGAUUUGGAUUUGGAAACCAUCGAAGUUUAUGGGAUUAACACAACAACAGGGUGCACUGAUGGAUGGGACUAUCAGGUGCACAAAGGGGCUUCUAGCAUUGUGACUGAGGUAAGCAAAAUUGACGGUUCUUUCAAGAAUUUUGCAUGAACAGUUCUUGUUACUGUGUGAGUAAUUCUUCCGACCACACUGUCAAAUUACUCUCUGACCCUCAGUUUGAUCUGGUUUGUGACCAAAGUGGUCUGAUUGAGGCAUCACAGUCUAUUUACAUGGCAGGUUAUCUGGUUGGAGCUCUGAUCUAUGGCACCAUAUCUGACAGGUGAGUAACAGUCACACCUCAUGUCUAAAGGGAUAGUUUACACUGAUCAGUCUUGGUUUUACAGUGCCUGUUAGGACAAUAUCCUUUGGGCAUAUGCUAACAAAAGAAAAGGUUUUUCCACGGCGUAAGAAUGAAUUUUAGGUAACAUAUGACAUAAAGAGGAGAAGCCUUGAAUCAAUACGGAAGGAAGCAUCUUGCUAACUAAAAGUUAUUCAAGUUUUGAAGAACCAUUAUGGAAAGAACCACCUAAAAGUACCACUUCCCAUAUGACAAGCAACAGUAAACAUGAAAAAAUGAUGGUUCUUUGUGCUAUUCAAAAUUAAAGAAAUGCUCUCUCUCCCAUUUUUACAGGUUUGGGCGGCGCUUCGCAGUACUCCUCUCACUCACUGUCAUAAUGUUGUUUGGCAUGGGAGAAGCCCUCUCACCAAACAUCUACGUGUUCUUGGUCUUUAAAUUUUUCUGUGGGACAUCUGGAGGUGUGAUGAUAAUGAACAUCUCUGUGUUGGGUAGGUACACACAGUCUGUGACUAAGGAUGUAUGGUAUAAGGACUGGAUAAUGACAGCAACAGUUAGUGCUUAUUCUAUCAAUAUUGACCUAAAACACAGCUAUGUGGAGCAAACUCACCCAGGUAGGAUCGCUAUAGCUGAAAGAACCUCUUAUUUUCAGAUAUCAAAUCUCUCUGGGAUUUGGGACCCUGAGAAACAUUCAAGAAUAUUGAAUUAUUUCUCUUCCAAGAUGGACUUAACAAAAUAAAAUGUAUUGUUUGUGGUUUGUGAUUUUGAUAAAGCAUCAAGUGUUGGGAUGAACCUAUAAACAUGGCUGUUAUUGGUGAGGAUCAAGGACAUGUAGGUCUGUGUUAUAGCUUGAAUAAUAAAAUAAAUAAUGUUUUUUUUUAUUGUACAGCACUGGAAUGGACGUCCCCCUCAAAGGCUGUCAUUUGCACAGCACUCAUCCUAGUAUUUUACGCUGUUGGACUGUGUUUAAUGUCUGGCAUUGCAUAUCUAAUCACUAACUGGAGGAUCCUGCAGCUAGUCUUCUCCUGCCCUGUUCUGGUUGUCUUGGUGUUCUUUUACUGGUGAGCAGCCUUCAAGUCUAUCUUAUUUUUUCUUGGUUCCAAUAAACACCAUUGAUUUCAAAGUUGUACUAUAAUCAUACUUUCUUAUUCUCAAUCUGUCUUUUUGAAGGUUUCUUCCAGAGUCAGCUCGCUGGCUUUUGAUUCAUGGCAGGAAGGAGGAGGCACAGAAAGUGCUGGAGAGGGCAGCCAGGGUGAACGGGACGAAGUUACCAUCUGAUCUGAUCGACCAGGUGAGCUACAUCAAACACACUUUAGAUUCAACGAAAGAUCAUAUUUUUCUCAUGAUGGAUAUUUUCUUUCACCUGCUUAGGUAGAUAUGAAGGUUACAACCAAGAAAAAGAACAUAUUGGACAUCUUCCGAAUACCAUACUUGAGAAACCGUACCAUCAUAAUGGGCUUCAACUGGUAAUUUCUUUUUCACUAUCGUUCAGGACACUGUCCCUCUAAGCAGCUAUAAAUAAGUAAACCAAUCUCUUCAUCUUUGACUCUAGGUUUGCAACAAGUCUCUUUUACUAUGGACUAAGCCUCAAUGUUGGAGGUUUUGGCCUGAACAUCUACAUCACUCAAUUCAUCUUUGGUAUUGUGGAAAUCCCAGCCCAUCUUGGCUCAUCUGUGCUAAUUCAGCGCUUAGGCAGAAGGAUAUGUCAGUCUGGCCUUCUGAUUUUUGGGGGUACAGCUUGUCUUGUUAUUCUAGCUAUCCCAAAAGGUAUGUGGGCAUAUAUUUGGGAGUUUUGACUUUUUCAUGUUUUCCUGACAUACAGGAUGUUUUAACCAUGCAAUGUUUUACCCUUCAGAUCUCUCCGUGGUCGUAACAGUCCUGGCCGUUCUGGGGAAAAUGGCCGCCUCUGCUUCUUUCAACACAGCCUACAUCUACACUGCAGAGUUAUACCCAACAGUUUUAAGGUACUUAGUGCCAUUCAGACUUAACCCUCACAUACCGUUCAAAUCCUGUACCCUCACUGUAUGUUCCAGGUCAAAAUUGACCCAGCCCAAGAAUUCCUCAUGUAGCAAGUAUUUUCAUCAAAGUUCUAACCCCAAACCUAUUUAUAAUGUUUAAAUGACCUCUGCUACUUCAAAAAAAUAUUGAUUAGUCCUUCCUAAAUGCUUCAUAGAACAGGGAAAGUGUAUUUUUUACGUUUUAACACCACUCGUUUUUGGUGAAAUAUAUAUUUUGGAGAAGAAUAUCUAUUUCACAGGAUAAUGUCAUGUAAUAUCAUGUAAGACAUAAAAGAAUAUAAAAGUCAUAAUGAUUUGAAUACAUUUUAUUGAACAACAAACUUCAUAUCUAACACUGUCCUCACUGCUAGUCUCUGCAUUCAAAGCAAAGGUAGGACACUUUACAUGUGUGGAGCGUGCACAUGUUUUUGCCACUGAAAUGGCCGCUCUCUCUACCCUCAUAAUGUUAUGACUCCCACCGCCUCCCUCCCAAUCAAAACAGAUUCCAAUUUGUUAUUUUGUACAUUAUAUUGCAGGAGCAGGUGCACAUGUCUUUUUCAAGGCACACUCCGACCUCCGGAUGACUUCUGAUCCCUUUGUACUCCAUAAAUGAUCACUCAUGUGUUGUUUGUUUACUAUUCCUAUAUUUUAGGACCGCCCCUGCCCCUUCAAAGAGCUCAAAGAGCAGCUUUCUGUCACAGAUGGUUCUCUUGACUGGUUAGGUCAUCUUGACCUCUGUCUAGGUGUGUCCAUGUGACUGUAUGUGUGUGUGUGUGUGUGUGUGUGUGUGUGUGUGUGUGUUUCUGUCAAGGUAAUGAUAGUUUCAUAAUGAUUUGAAUAUAUUUUUUGAACAACAAACCUUAUAUUGAACACUAUUGAUACUGCUUGUCACUUGUACCACACUAAUAGAUCUAAAAUCCAUCUAAAUAGAUACAAAUUUGACCCAUUACAGCCUCAGAGGGGAAAAGUUUUUAGCACAUAUACAAAAAUACACAUGAAAUUUUUUUUUUAAUUAAUUUCAUGUAUUUUGGGCCAAUCCAGGAAAAAGUCAUCAAUUUUAAGGCUUAAAGAAUGACGUUUAGGGUAUUUUAUACUGCUGUUAAAGGUCAAAAGGGGUCAAAUUUAACCCGAACAGUAUGUGAGGGUUAAAGAAACAAUGCAGCACUAAAACAAUACUGUGUGACACACUUUUGGAUCCACUUAGUUAGAACUAAGACUACAUUUUCAGCAAUAUGUUCAAUGUGGACAAAGGUAGAUCCAAUUUUUUUCAAAAGAUUAAAUUUUAGGGUUUGGUUUGAGAAGUGAGGAAUAGCAUACUGACAAGAGACACCUCAUUCAACAUCCAAAUGUACUUUUUCCAUCCCUCCUGUCAUGUGGGAAGGCAAGCCAAACUUUCUUUUACUCAUGAACCAAAACCAAAGAAUCCUCAUUCUUCAUUAUCUUUAAUCAGUCCUGUGUGUGUUCUUGCAGGCAUAACGGUAUGGGUGUGAACUCAAUGUGUGCUCGUGUGGCGGGCAUCCUUGCACCACUUGUCAGACUUUUAGAGGUCUUCCAUCACACCAUUCCCAUGCUGAUAUACGGCAUCAUACCACUUGCUGCUGGAGGUUUCUGUUGGCUCUUGCCUGACACUCUGAAUGUUCAACUUCAGGACCACACUGAGGAGGAGUGAGUAUGAGUUUAAAAAAUAUGCUAAAAGUAAAACAACUGCAUUGAGUGGAAUUAAUUUCUACUAAAAAUUCCUGUUCUUACUUUCAGAACACCUGUCAGUGGAUCCACAGGGGGCGAUGCUAAACAAAUUAUUGAGGAGCACAAACUUUGA
Messenger RNA from Xyrichtys novacula (pearly razorfish), 4285 nucleotides. NCBI's taxonomy places the organism in Eukaryota, Metazoa, Chordata, Actinopteri, Labriformes, Labridae. The record is from the annotation of a GenBank genome assembly.